AUGACAAAUACUUUUCCGUUUCUGUCUAAAAGCGAAGAAGACGAAUUGCAGCAAUCAACGCGAAAGAAGUUGCCGACUUUCGUACGGUCAUACGACCAAGGUGUACUAAAACUUGCUCAACGUAUUGCAAUGGCUCAAGCAAUUGGGGCACGAGAAGAGCAAUGGGUAUCGCGCGUUGUAGAUUAUUCAUCGCAGUAUAAUAAUGAUACGUGGGCUGCUCAUCAAAUCAUUGGACCACCGAAAGUCUACCCACGAUAUGGUGAUUUGAAUGGUGCUUGGGCUCAAGGAAAUCGAGCGAAUAAUGAAUUUAUCGUCAUCGAAUUUUCACGAGCUGUCAAUCCCGAACAGAUUGACAUUUACGAAACCUACAAUGCAGGUGCAGUUGUUAAAGUCGGUGUACGUAAUGGUGGUCACCCGAACGCGGAUUGGGAAACAAUCUGGCAAGUCAAUAGCCCUCACGUUGAGGCUAGAUCUCGUAUAUUUUCCAUUCCAUGUUCAAAUAAAAUAAGCUAUGGUAUCAAUCAAAUUCGUUUGGAAGUCAACUGCACUGCUGCUGGUAGUUGGUGUGAAAUCGAUUGUGUCAAACUAAUUGGACAUUCAUCGUAUCACGAUAUUGCCCACCGAGAAUUAAUUAUGAAUCUUAAACAAUUUCUGAAAGAUGAUUGUCUCGCUGAUGUCGUUUUUCAGCUCGACGGUGGACAAACUAUAUCAGCGUAUCGAAAUCUCCUUCGUACUCGUUGUCAUUAUUUCUCAUUACUAUUUGAUGAACAUGGAACGAAUACUGAAACACCUAUUCCAAUAGGAAACAUCUCUUACGAUGCAUUUUAUCAAAUUUUGAAUUAUACUUACACAGAAACCAUUGAUUCAACAUUGAACUACGAAGUUUAUCUAGAAUUAAUGCGCAAAGCCGAUGAGUAUUAUCUCAGUCCGAUCUAUGACGACGCAUUUGGCUUCAUCAAGAAAUUAGUUAAUUCCCGGAACGUACUGAAAAUCUAUCUGUCCGCCUGUUCACCAAUUGAUGCCGAAGGAAAUCCUACACUUAUUCUCACCGAUGUGAUUGACUAUUGCGUUGGAUUUGUCCAAAGACAUCGACAGGAAGUUUACAAAAGUGAUGAAAUGCAUCUCUUACCCAAAGAUAUGCUAUUAAAACUUGUUCAACUGGUACUGUGA
Molecule: messenger RNA, 1170 nt
Organism: Adineta ricciae
Lineage: Eukaryota; Metazoa; Rotifera; Eurotatoria; Adinetida; Adinetidae
Source: the annotation of a GenBank genome assembly